Molecule: messenger RNA, 1604 nt
Organism: Kogia breviceps (pygmy sperm whale)
Lineage: Eukaryota; Metazoa; Chordata; Mammalia; Artiodactyla; Physeteridae
Source: RefSeq, a predicted model, not a curated record
CGCAUGGCUGACGCGGCACUGUUCGAGUUUCUGCACACGGAAAUGGUAGCGGAGCUGUGGGCGCAAGAUCCGGACCCCGGCCCCGGGCCUCUCCUCUGCCAGGCUGCCUGCUCUGUGGUAUGGAUGGGGACCGGGUCUGUGUGGAUCACCCCAUAGCAGGUCCUCAGCAUGGAUUUGUUGAAGGACAGAAGACGAGCCUGUCGGUCCUGGAGGGCAUGGGCUUCCGCGUGGGCCAGGCCCUGGGCGAGAGGCUGCCCCGGGAGACGCUAGCCUUCAGGGAGGAGCUGGACGUCCUCAAGUUCCUAUGCAAAGACGUGUGGGCGGCCGUGUUCCACAAGCAGAUGGACAGCCUCCGCACCAAUCACCAGGGGACGUACGUCCUGCAGGACAACAGCUUCCCCCUUCUCAUCCGGAUGGCCUCGGGUCUGCAGUACCUGGAGGAAGCGCCCAAGUUCCUGGCCUUCACCUGCGGCCUCCUCCGGGGCACGCUCAGCACCCUGGGCCUCAAGAGCCUGGUCACCGCCUCCGUGGCAGCCCUGCCCGCCUCCUGCUUCCCCCGGGGCACGCCAGCCUGGAGGAGACAACCCUUGACCAUGACCUCUGGUCGAGUGGUUUCGAACACUCUUCCCGGCACGGGAACCCGGCAUCCGGGGGCGUCACCUGUCUGGACUCUGCCAGGCUCUGCCACUUGCUGCCUGAUGUGGGUAAGUACCCCCACCUCAGAGCUGUACACCGAGGCUGCGGCAGACCCAAAUGGGAGGAGGAGGGGUCUCCUCAGUGGGUGGGGCUCCUCUGCAGACAGCCCAUGCAGCCCCUCCCCGGCACACACAGCUGAGCACCAGGUCCCUGGCCUGCCUCCGUGCAUUUGCACAGGCCAUUCCCUGCCUGGCCCACUCCCCAAACUCCUGCUCCCUCUCCAGUCUCCAGCAGCCACCAGCCUGGGCUGCCCACCACAUCCCUCGGGGCAGCUGCUCACUCGCCUGGCGCCUGCAGCCCUGGCGAGGGGGGCUCCUAGACAGCCUUGUCCUGCCCUGCCGCCGUGUUUACUUGUUUAUGUCCCGCCACGCUUCCCCUUGGGUCCCUCUGGGUCCCUCAGCUGGGUGCUGGCACUGUCCGGCACGGAGCCUGCAGAUGUUUCCCAAACGAAUUGCAGUCAUUCAGCUAAACUGUGUGCGUGCGGACGGGGUGGGGGGAGCGGGGGAUCGGCCCAGCCCUGCCCUCAAGAAGCUCAGGGCUGUCCUGGAGGUUCCCCCCCAGACUCACCAUGCCCCCACUCAGACACACCAGCCUGGCCUCCCUGAUGGGGCAGGGGUGCUGGGAGGGGGGCAGAGUCCUAAACUGGCAGAGGACAGGGAGGAGGAAGUUGCUUGAAAGCCUGGUGAGGGGAGGGAGAAGUAGCCCAGGGGAGGGAAGGGGCAUAGCUGGGCUACAGGGGGCAGUGUCUGGUCACUGGGCGCUGCUCUGUGGCUGCCUCCCCCAUCUCCCGGGGGAGCCUCUGUUCGACCCAUCACGCCAGCAGCAGCCACAGGGAGACAGGACCCUGGAGAGCAGAGGGCCCCCCCGCCACGCUAUGUCUAAGGUACCUCCUUCCCAGCCAUCCCCAC